Messenger RNA from Mesocricetus auratus (golden hamster), 1613 nucleotides. RefSeq names its product interferon gamma receptor 2 (gene Ifngr2). Gene Ontology annotation, molecular function: protein binding. The coding region runs from base 88 to 1077 and encodes 329 amino acids. The transcript is spliced from 7 exons. NCBI's taxonomy places the organism in Eukaryota, Metazoa, Chordata, Mammalia, Rodentia, Cricetidae. The record is from RefSeq and is a predicted model, not a curated record.
UGGGAAGAGGCGGGCGCUCGCCUCCCCAUGGCCGCCGCGGUCCGGGUCUGAGCGGCGUCCACCCCGCGGUCCCGGGCCGCCCGGGCCAUGCGGCCUCCGCCGCUGUGGCUGCUGCCGCUGCUGCUCGGCGGCCUCGGCGCCGCUGCACCCCGGCUAGACUCUUUUUCCCAGCUUGCUGCACCUCAGCACCUGAAACUUCACCUGUACAAUAACGAGCAGAUUCUAAGUUGGGAGCCUUCACCCCCCAGCAACGACACAAGACCAGUGGUCUACCAGGUGGAGUUCAAAUAUGUUGGUGGUUCGUGGCAUAAGUUCACCGAAGUAAAUUGUACAGACAUCACGGUGACGAGGUGUGACUUCACCGGAGGAGGCCGCUCCAAGGGUUUCUCGGGUAUUUACUUCGUUAGCUUGAGAGUCCGAGCCAAGCAAGGAGAGCGCACCUCUAACUGGGUCACCCUGACUUGGUUUCAACGCUACUGUAAUGUUACUGUUGGGCCUCCGAAAAAUAUCUUGGUGAUCCCAGGAAAAGGCUCCCUCACCACCCACUUCUCACCCCCCUUCAAUGUGACGAAGGAAGCGGCUUUUGAGUACCGCGUCCAUUACUGGGAAAAAACAGGAGCCCCACAGGUGAGAGGCCCUUUCAAGGAGAGCUCCAUUGUGCUGAGUAACUUGAAGCCAUUCAGAGUAUACUGUCUACAAAUUGAGGCCCAACUGAUUGGGAGAGGCAAAAUCAUGUGUCAGCCUGGGCGUUCGUUAAGUAACGUAUCUUGCCACGAAACAGCAGCAGACGACACCACCGGGCUGCAAGUCAUCCUGAUCCCCGUGGGGACCUUUUCAUUGCUACUGGUGCUGACUGGGGCCUGCUUCUUCCUGUUCCUCAGAUACCAAGGCCGGGUGAAAUACUGGUUUCAAGCUCCACCAACCAUCCCGGGACAAAUAAAGGAGUAUUUAAAGGACCCAGACCAGCCCUUCUUAGAAGCCUUGGACAAGGACCAUUCCCCAAAGGAUGAUGCUUGGGACUCUGUGUCCAUCGUGUCCUCUCCAGAAAAGGAGCAGGAUGUGCUGAGAACACUGUGAUCCAGGCACGGUCCCUGCUUGCCCAGGAGGACAACGCGGGCUGCUGCUGCCAUUCGGCCUGGACUCUGCAGAGACCACCAGUGCCCUAGGGACUCCCGCCCGCCUCUGGAAGGCCUUUCAGGGGAAGAUGGCACACUGUUUAUUCUUUAUGAAGUUUCUGGAUCCUACAAGUAUCUAAAAUGAUUCCACAGAAAAAUAUCUCAGGAAAAAGGUUUCUCUUAAACACUAAAAAGGCAUACAAUCAUUUAUAGGCAGUACAGCUCCCAGGCCGUGAUGCCGUCUUCCUUGUUAGCUGCCCUGGCUGCCGAGGGCCUGGGGCCUCCCUUCGCUGUGGGAAAUGAGUUGUCCAGUCAUCCCAACCUGUCACCAAGAGGGGCCUGUAUGCAACUCUCCUGGGCUCACUGUCUGCCUAGCAUGGACAAGGUCCACUCCAGCACCUCACGCACAGCAGUGGUUAAUCCUGUAAAUAGUGUCACGAUAAUUUAAGUCGUUUUUUAAAACUAGAAAUAAAGCGUGUAUAUGGAACUUUUAAAAAA